CCCAGUAAUAUUUAUUCAGCUGAAUGGGAUCCCUCUGCUGCACAGACUACGAGAAGGAACACGAAGUGAAGACCGACCAAAGAAAACCAAAAUCUAAGAAAGGAAUGAGCAUGCGAACAGUUAGAGUUUCUGAAAAUAACAGAGGCGAGAAGAUAAAAUAUAAUCGCGACGAGUCAGACCAAGAGAGCAGCUCGGAAGAAAUUUCCAAUGUCUUCACUCACAAAUCAGACAAUUCCUCCUCAGUGGAGGAGUUAGACUUCGAUGAGUCGGAUGAGGAGUUUGAUGCUGGAGAAAUCUCAAUAGAAUUCCUUAAAGGAGAAGGAGAGCAUUCAGAGGAAAUUAUUAAAGAAAUCAAGCAGAAAAUGAUAGAAUUUAAGAAAUUUCCUCGGAAAAAAUACCCCAAAGAAAAUGCUGUAUUCAAAGGCGAGCUUAAAGGCAUCUCUCGUGAGGGUAAAGGAGUCCAGGUCUGGGACACCGGCACGGUAUACAUUGGAGAAUGGCACAAAGAUAAAAUUAAUGGAGAAGGUACUAUCUAUCACUGCAAUGGGGAUAUCUACACAGGCCAGUUUUCUAAUUCUCUUGCUGAAGGGGAAGGAAAGUUCAAGACUAAAGGAAACGAAGAAAUUGACGGUCAUGUUUAUGAAGGACAAUGGAGGCGUGAUAAAAAGCAUGGAAAAGGAGUCGAGAAAAUGGACAACGGCUGCAUCUACAAAGGUGAUUACAAGGAUGGAUUCAGGCAUGGCCAGGGUACUUAUACCUAUGAUGACGGCUCAAUAUACACAGGAGGCUGGGCCAGAAACUGAAUGCAAGGCAAAGGGACAUACGAAUUCCCCUCAGGCAAGAUCUACAAAGGGCAGUUUUACCAAAAUCAAAUGCAAGGGAAAGGGAAACUUAUCCUUCCAAAUGGAGAAUCUUAUGAAGGUGAAUUUAAAAAUAACGUCAAAGACGGCAAGGGAAAAUACAUCUUCCAAGAUGGAACCAUUUAUGAAGGUGAAUUCAUGAACAAUAAGCAGCAUGGAAGAGGAACCCUAACCACAAAAUCUGGUAAAAAGAAGAAAGGAGAGUGGCAAAAUGGCAAAAAAUUAGUGAGCCAAGCCUAAAGCAGUUUUAAUUUUAACCUUCUGGAAUUUAAAUA
Moneuplotes crassus is the source of this 1135-nucleotide messenger RNA. Lineage: Eukaryota; Ciliophora; Spirotrichea; Euplotida; Euplotidae. The record is from the annotation of a GenBank genome assembly.